Manduca sexta (tobacco hornworm) is the source of this 988-nucleotide messenger RNA. RefSeq names its product protein ARV1 (gene Arv1). Gene Ontology annotation, biological process: sphingolipid metabolic process; intracellular sterol transport; sterol metabolic process. The coding region runs from base 124 to 969 and encodes 281 amino acids. Lineage: Eukaryota; Metazoa; Arthropoda; Insecta; Lepidoptera; Sphingidae. The transcript is spliced from 7 exons. The record is from RefSeq and is a predicted model, not a curated record. Gene Ontology annotation, cellular component: Golgi apparatus; cortical endoplasmic reticulum.
UGUUUGUUUGACAAAUGACAGUGACAUUCUGUUAUCACCGGCUAUCAGCUGUUGAAAACAAUAUUUUUUAGAAAUGGGAAUAUUUUCGUUUUUGAGACUGUAAAAAUAACUUUAAAUAGCUAUAUGGCUGAUACAAAACCUUACAAAUGUGUUAACUGCGGUGAAGCUGCAGCCGCUCUAUUUAGGAACUACGGACCAUCAGUAUUAAAACUUACAAAAUGUGAAGAAUGUAAAGGCGUGGUGGACAAGUACAUAGAGUAUGACCCUGUCAUAGUCAUGAUUGACCUUGUCCUAAUGUCCCGAGAGGCUCAGAGGCAUGUCAUCUACAAUAUAGAAUUUAAGUCAUACUGGAAACUGCUCAUCAUACUGAUAAUGUUGGAAACAUAUGGAGUGUGGCGCAGCGACAGUCUGUUCAACAUAGCUAUAAACACUAUGUGUGGUAUACAGACCAAUAAUACUGUGAAUAUGACACAUCUGAGUCUGCCGAUAAACUUAUCAGAAUCAGAAUUAUUGCGGAACAGCUGUCUGGCGUGGACACAUGAGGAGAAAACAGAAGAUAAUGACUUGUUUAUAUGGGAAAAAGACUUUUAUAUUCAGUUCACAUCUACAUUCCUAGGUAUUGUGAUGUUUAUAUUGACAGUGCAGAGUUUGAUGAAGUUGGUCAAACCAGUCACAUCACAAAGGGAAAUAUCAUUGACGAGGCUGUUGAAAGCGUUCUCGCUGGCCAACGUGAGCAUCCUGUUCACGCUGCCCAUGCUGGUGUGGGGCAACGCCGAGACCUCGCCGGACACGAGAACCAUACACUACACACUCGUGUUCCUCUACAGCUACGUUAUGUUCGUCAAUGUGUUUACAGUAUUAUACAAAUGCCCAGUAGUGGUCACAGCGCUAAUAUUGGCAGUAAGUAAUAUAGUAAAGAAUGCUACAAGUUUCCACAUAACACCACUGAUGAGAAGUUAUGCUUUAUAAAAAUAAACAAUUAGCAAUA